Coffea arabica (coffee) is the source of this 2755-nucleotide messenger RNA. Lineage: Eukaryota; Viridiplantae; Streptophyta; Magnoliopsida; Gentianales; Rubiaceae. The record is from RefSeq and is a predicted model, not a curated record.
ACUCAACUCCAUAGUCCAUUCCACUCCUCCGCCCCCUGUGCAUUCCACUCCUCCCCUUUCGUUUUCUCUAAUAUUUAAUUCCAAUUUUUUUUUUGGUCCCAUUCUUUCCCUUCAAAGCUUCUGCUCAACCCAGUUUAAAACUAAAUUUAAACAUCAUUAUUAACCUAACAACUUCAUUUUGUAUUCAGUUACUGGUUUCCUAUUGCUCAAAGUUGCUGCUGACUUUUUUUUUGCUUUUUUUUUUUUUUCAAUUUUUUAAAAACAUUUACUUCCCUCUGUUAAUUUCCUUGGUGUUGGAUGAGGAGAAAGGGGCCAGAAUUUUCUUCUUCUCAGCUCAGCAAAAAAGUAGUGCUAAUAAAAAUCAAUUAGAAGCAAAAGCAGCUAGGGUUUUGACUUUGGUUGUCAAGUCUUCUUGGUAGGUGCUUCGUUUGAUUAACGGGGCAUUUUGAUAAUAUUGGUGGUUUUGCGAUGAGAAUUUUGAAUCUACGCUUUUAGCAAGUGUUGCCGUGAACUUGAUGGAUCGCUCGGUGGUCUCCGCGAUCUCAGCUUCGGCUUUUAUCUCCUUUCUUUUGCUCUUUCUCCGAUUCUUGCGCGUCUCCGGUAACGCCGAAGACAGGUGAUGCAUUGAAUGCGCUGAAGACCAAUUUAGCUGAUCCUAAUAAUGUUCUGCAAAGUUGGGAUCCAACCCUCGUCAAUCCCUGCACUUGGUUUCACGUCACCUGUAACAGUGAUAACAGUGUUACCAGGGUGUAAGCUCCUUAUGCCUUGUAUAGAAAUGGGGCUGUACAAUUGAUCUGGGAAAUGCAAAUUUGUCUGGCCAACUUGUUCCACAGCUCGGUCUGCUCCCAAAUCUGCAGUACUUGGAACUCUAUAGUAACAACAUUAGCGGAAGAAUUCCCAAUGAGCUGGGGAACUUGACAAACUUAGUGAGCUUGGAUCUUUACUUAAACAGCUUGAAUGGUCCCAUACCAGACACGUUGGGAAAACUUCAGAAAUUACGUUUCCUGCGUCUAAAUAAUAAUACCUUGACUGGACAUAUUCCUAUGACCCUAACCACUGUCCAGACACUUCAAGUCCUAGAUCUGUCGAAUAACCAGUUGACAGGCCAAAUUCCUGUCAAUGGAUCCUUUUCACUUUUUACUCCUAUCAGUUUUCAAAACAAUCAUUUGGAUCCUCUCCCUGUCUCUCCACCACCUCCAAUUUCACCAACUCCAUCAGCUCGAGGCACCAAUAGUGCUACAGGCGCCAUUGCUGGAGGAGUUGCUGCAGGUGCUGCUCUUCUUUUUGCUGCGCCUGCAAUUUUACUUGCUUGGUGGCGCAGAAGGAAACCACAAGAUCAUUUUUUUGAUGUUCCUGCUGAGGAGGACCCAGAAGUUCAUCUAGGGCAGUUGAAACGAUUUUCUCUACGUGAAUUGCAAGUUGCCACUGAUAGUUUCAGCAACAAAAAUAUUCUUGGUAGAGGUGGUUUUGGUAAGGUUUACAAAGGCCGAUUAGCUGAUGGAUCUCUAGUGGCAGUUAAAAGACUGAAAGAGGAGCGCACUCAAGGUGGAGAGUUGCAGUUUCAAACAGAAGUGGAGAUGAUCAGUAUGGCUGUCCAUCGAAAUCUACUUCGUCUACGUGGCUUUUGCAUGACACCAACAGAACGGUUGCUUGUUUAUCCUUACAUGGCGAAUGGCAGUGUUGCAUCCUGUUUAAGAGAGCGCCCUGAAAGUGAACCCCCUCUUGAUUGGCCAAUAAGGAAGCGUAUUUCAUUGGGAUCUGCCAGGGGACUUGCUUAUUUGCAUGAUCAUUGUGAUCCCAAGAUUAUUCACCGGGAUGUAAAAGCUGCAAAUAUAUUGUUAGAUGAGGAGUUUGAAGCCGUUGUUGGAGACUUUGGGUUGGCUAAGCUUAUGGACUACAAGGACACCCAUGUCACCACUGCUGUACGUGGUACAAUUGGUCAUAUUGCCCCAGAAUACCUUUCCACUGGCAAGUCUUCAGAGAAGACUGAUGUUUUUGGGUAUGGUGUCAUGCUUCUUGAGCUUAUCACUGGGCAGAGAGCUUUUGAUCUUGCACGUCUCGCGAAUGAUGAUGAUGUCAUGUUGCUUGAUUGGGUUAAAGGACUUCUGAGGGAGAAAAAAUUGGAAACACUAGUGGAUGCAGAUCUUCAGGGUAACUAUGUCGAAGAUGAGGUGGAACAACUAAUUCAGGUAGCUCUGCUCUGCACACAGAGUUCCCCUACAGAGCGUCCCAAAAUGUCAGAAGUUGUCAGAAUGCUUGAAGGUGAUGGUUUGGCUGAGAGAUGGGAAGAGUGGCAGAAGGAGGAGAUGUUCCGACAGGAUUUCAACCAUACACACCAUCCAAAUACUGAUUGGAUCAUUGCUGAUUCCACAUCAAACCUCCGACCAGAUGAACUGUCUGGGCCUAGAUGAAAUCAAGACAUUUAUGCCUUGUGUGAUACGACUGCAUAGGAGUUUAAUUUGUAUUUGAGAAAAGAUAUAGUCUGUUAUCUUUGUGCAUAUCUUUUUCUGCCCCCCAUAAUUUUUGCUGUUUUCUAUAUUUAACUUUUUCCGGUGUCAAAUUUGUAUCAUGUAAUAGGAAUUUUUGACGACAGUAACAUUGUCUAUAGGUUGCCAGCUGACGUUACGGUGUUUUGGUGCAAGUGAACACAUGCCAGGUAUCUCUAUGAGAGCACCAAUUGUACUUUACUUUUUACAUUGGAUAGUGGAGCUUGUCAAUUAAAUAAACACCUUACAAAAAUCGCAGUUUCGAAUUU